AUGGGGGUACCGCCGCAAGAGGGUUAUCUUGUGUCUGUCUUUGAUCAUCGUUAUUUUACUCGCAACCAUCGGCGGGGGCGUCGGGGGAGGGAUAGCCGCCGCGAAUGCGCGAAGCCCACUUCCACGCCAGCGGCCGAGGACCAAAACACAGCAGCCGACACCAUCAUCCGAGUGCCCACAAGGGGCGUAAUCGACUUCGACUGCGGGAGGAUCUCCAUGAACCGCCAGGUCGUGACGCUGGGCACCGCCUCCUGGGGCUUCGACGUGAACUGCAUGAUGGACUACAUCGGCCCGGGUGUCGACCUCGCAGGCAUGACGGCCUACACGUUUGGGGAUUGCAUCCGGGCCUGCGCCAUGUUCAACAAGUUCGCCCGCAACAACACCUGCCUCGGCGUGUUUUUCAGCGCGAACCUGACGACGAGCCUGCCCAUCCAUAACGCGAACUGCUUUCUCAAGUCGUAUUUGCCGCAGAUGUCGCCUGAGCGGGACCUGGCUGCUGCGGCAUCGCUGGGGUCGUCGCCGCAGUUUAUGAAGAGGGGCGAGGGUGGAGUUGAGGGGGGGGGCGAUGCUGAGAUACCCGAUUGA
Molecule: messenger RNA, 585 nt
Organism: Chaetomium globosum CBS 148.51
Lineage: Eukaryota; Fungi; Ascomycota; Sordariomycetes; Sordariales; Chaetomiaceae
Exons: 2
Coding region: 1-585 (194 amino acids)
Source: RefSeq, a predicted model, not a curated record